AUUAACCUCCGCGCGAAGCUGCAAGGAACAAGCUUAAAAGCCCCAUAUAUUCCUCGUGCUUCUUUAACCCAAUUAUUCAAACCUCCAACCAAAAGAUAUCUCUCUCUUUCUCUCUCUCCCCUUCUUUCUUUCUUUAUUUAUUGUAACGCAUAUGUAUGUGCAAAUGCAGGCUUAACUUGAAGCUAUUGGAUUUCGAUAAUUGUUCUUUGGAUUUGUUUGUUUGUCUGUUUUUUAUUUGAGAUUUUGUCUCAUCUUUUUUUUUUUUUUUAAUUCACCGGAGGAUUAUGGCUAGCUCGCCGGAAUUCGUUGAAUUUGCCGGACAAAAGGCGAGUAGGUCACCGGAGAAGUCGAACUUCUCUCAGACUUGUAGUUUGUUGAGUCAGUACUUGAAGGAGAGAGGUAGUUUUGGAGAUCUCAGUCUUGGUAUGACAUGCAAUGGGGAGGGAAGUGGAAACGGUAGCACGCCUGAGACGUUGCAUCAAACAGCAGCAGCAACAACAAUGAAUUUAUUUCCAAUGAAUGAUAAACAAGAUGACAUUUCAAGCAGAAAAAUGGCUGCUUCUCGAACUAAUUUUAGAUCCAUGGACUUGUUCCCUCAACAAGCUGGUUUUGCUCCGAAGGAGGAGACACAAAAGAAGGUUGAUUCAAGGGCUGCAACUCCAGAGCCUCAAACUGCACAAAUGACUAUUUUCUAUGCUGGAAAAGUAAUUGUGUUCAAUGAUUUUCCAGCUGAUAAGGCUAAGGAAAUUAUGCAGUUGGCUAGCAAAGGUAGUUCCCAGAACUUCACUCGGUUUCCUUCUGCUCCAGUCAAGAGUGUUUCUCCUGUUUUUGCUCCUAAUGCAGCAGCUAGACCAACAAUUGAAUCUAGCAGUUCACGCCCUUCUAGUCCAGGCCCCAAUUCUGUUCCUAAUUUCUCCAAUAAUCUGAUUCAAGACCAUAUCCAACCUUCACCUCAAACUAUUACCAGUGAUCUGCCAAUUGCAAGGAGAGCUUCCCUUCAGCGAUUUUUGGAGAAGAGAAAAGAUAGGGUCAUUGCAAGAGCUCCAUACCCAAUGAGCAGCCACUCCUCAGCUGCUGCUGCUCCUUCCAAGGAAGCGGAAAGCAAGUCGUGGCUCGGCCUGGCACAGUAGCUCUAUUCUUACUAAUUAUAUUCAUUUUUAGAUUUUAUAUAAUUUAGGCCUGUUAUCUCAUUUUGUUUUAGGCCUCUUAUAUUAUCAUCCUACUUCCUGGAUUUUUGGCGGGUUGAAUCCUGCUUCCUUCUUGAGCUCUUCAUUUGGUUGUUUUAAGCCAAAGAAGGCUUUUAUGUCGCCUACCUUAGAUCUAACUGUUUAUCAAUCUCUUACUAUUAGUUCAUCAUGUAAUUAACUCUUUUGAGAAAAUAGUUUAGCUUGUGAUUAUUUUAAUUUGAUUAAUUAUUAAGUUCCUA
Jatropha curcas is the source of this 1426-nucleotide messenger RNA. RefSeq names its product jasmonate-zim-domain protein 1 (gene JAZ1). NCBI's taxonomy places the organism in Eukaryota, Viridiplantae, Streptophyta, Magnoliopsida, Malpighiales, Euphorbiaceae. Gene Ontology annotation, biological process: regulation of defense response; response to wounding; regulation of jasmonic acid mediated signaling pathway. The record is from RefSeq and is a predicted model, not a curated record. Gene Ontology annotation, cellular component: nucleus.